CACAAAAACAAGAAUUAGAACCUUACUGUUCGAAAAAGAAAAAAAUAAGUAUUUAAUUAAAAAAGUAGAAGUUGACCCGAAAGUCCGAAACCCACCUCUUAUAAAAUCUCAGCCUCUUUUACUUCCACCCAAAUUUUCUUUCUUUCUUUAUUUUCUCUAAUAAUACCACACAUCAAUCUUCAUCAUCAUGAGUUAUUACAAUCAAGGCCAACCCCCAGUUGGUGUUCCUCCCCCACAAGGUUAUCCCCAAGAAGGGUACGCAAAGGAUGCGUACCCUCCACAAGGGUACCCACCACAGGGGUACCCGCAACAAGGAUACCCGCAACAACAGUAUCCACCUCAAUAUGCCCCGCAGUAUGCUCAACCACCUCCUCAACAGCAAAAACAAAGUAGUGGUUGCCUAGAAGGAUGUUUGGCUGCUCUGUGCUGCUGCUUUUUAUUGGAUGCAUGUUUUUAAAAAAGAAGGCUUGAAUUGGUACAUAGGAGUUCAAGUUAUUAUAUAAUCAAAGUAUCAUUCAUGGUUUUUGAUAUUUUGUUGCGUACGUUGCUGGUGGUUUAUCUUUUUUUUACUUAUAAUUUGAUGGUGUUUGGAUAUGUUUUGAGAUGUUUUAUCGGUUUAUAUUGGAAACUACAUUAACAACUUCUUGUA
Messenger RNA from Erigeron canadensis, 649 nucleotides. Its product is annotated as cysteine-rich and transmembrane domain-containing protein WIH2-like. The transcript is spliced from 3 exons. The record is from RefSeq and is a predicted model, not a curated record. Gene Ontology annotation, cellular component: plasma membrane. Lineage: Eukaryota; Viridiplantae; Streptophyta; Magnoliopsida; Asterales; Asteraceae. Bases 188 to 457 code for a protein of 89 amino acids.